GUGGGGCGUCAUUGAUUGGCCAGACUGAUAGCGGUAGUAACCCACGGUAUAUGGGAACCAGGGUUCUGAUAGUGACUGCAGAGGUUCAGCUCUGGUCCUGGACGGGUUGGUUCUCCAACUAAAGGAGCCUGCACGAUCAUGAAUCAGUCUGAGGAGACAGAGGAAGGAGUCCACCUCACUACAACCACUCUGCAUGGGCAGGCAGACAUCCAGACCGAACCUCAGAGGCAACAGCAGCAGCAUGGAGAGGACUCUUCCAGACCUGGACCAAGCUCUGAGUCUGUGACGAGUGACUUUUCAAUGGACGUCAACGUUGAUUCUUCUGAUCAACAGCAGGAGCAUGGAGAAGAUUCUUCUGGAACUGGACCCAUCUCUGAGUCCAUCAGGAGUGACAUUUCAAAGGAAAUUAUUAUAGAUUUUUCAGGUAAAGACAUGCCAGAGGUUGACAGCGUUCAGCCUGCCCAGGAGCCUCCCAUUGAGCUGGACGUAAUAUUUUCGGAGGUCAAAAGCAACAUUGACGCUUUUGUGGAGGAUCAAAUAAGGCAGAGGCAUCAGGAGGUUCUGAAUUCAAAUUCACAACACUUAGAGACGCAGAGGGAGGACGACGGUGGCAGCAGAGGGGCAUUUCUGAAGAUCUUGGUGCACUUCCUGAAGGAUAUGAAUCUGGAGGAAUUGGCUAACAUACUGCAGAACAGAGGUAAAGCUGCAGCUUAUCAGCAUCAACUCAAAUCUGAUCUGCAGCAAAGAUUCCAGUGUUUGUUUGAGGGGACUGGAAACCAAACUCCUCUGAACCAGAUCUACACAGAGCUCCAGAUCACAGAGGGAGAGGCUGAAGAGGUCAACAAAGAACAUGAAAUCAGACAGAUUGAAAAAGCAUCCAGGAAACUAAUCAAAAGAGAAACCAUUAUCAGAUGUGAAGACAUGUUUGAACCCUCACCUGGAAGAGGCAAAGCAGUCAGAACAGUGAUGAUGAAGGGAGUGGCUGGCAUUGGCAAAACAGUCCUAACACAGAAAUAUGCUCUGGACUGGGCUGAAGACAAUGAACUGUGUGGUCCUGGUCAGGACACACAGUUCAUAUUUCCAUUCACCUUCAGAGAGCUGAAUGUGCUGAACAACAAAGAGUACAGCUUGGUGAAACUUCUUCAUGACUACUUUAACUUUGACAGCAAAGAAGCAGGUAUCUGCAGGUUUGAAGAGUUCAAGGUUGUGUUCAUCCUUGAUGGUCUGGAUGAGUGUCGAUUUCCUCUGGACUUCCAAAACAAUGCGAUCCUGACUGAUGCUACAGUGUCGACCUCUGUGGCUGUGCUGCUGACAAACCUCAUCAGGGGGAAACUGCUCCCCUCUGCUCGCCUCUGGAUAACCACACGGCCUGCAGCAGCCAAUCAGAUCCCAGCUAAGUGGAUCGACAUGGUGACAGAGGUAAGUGGUUUCACCAACCCACAGAAGGAGGAAUACUUCAGUAAAAGAUUCAAAGAUAAGGAGCAGGCCGACAGAAUUGUCUCCUAUAUCAAAAAAUCACGAAGCCUCUACAUGAUGUGCCGCAUCCCAGUCUUCUGCUGGAUCAUUGGGUCAGUUAUAGAGCAUUCUUUGAAAACUGAACAGGAGGCAGUGCUGCCCAAGACCCUGACUGAGAUGUACAUCUACUUCCUGGUGGUUCAGUCCAAACUGAAGAACAUCAAGUAUCAUGGAGGAGAUGAGACGGAUCCACACUGGAAUCCAGAGACGAAAAAGAUGAUUCUGUCUCUUGGAAAACUGGCUUUUGAGCAGCUGCAAAAAGACAACAGGAACUUCUAUGAAUCAGACCUGACAGAGUGUGGCAUCGAUGUCAAAGCAGCCUCUGUGUUUUCAGGAGUAUUGACACAGAUCUUUAGAGAGGAGAUUGGGGUGCAUCAGGAAAAGGUCUUUUGCUUUGUUCAUUUGAGCGUUCAGGAGUUUCUGGCUGCUCUUUACGUCCAUCUGACAUUCAUCAACUGUGGAAACAACCUGCUGCUGUCAGAAGAACAACUGAUCUUCAAUGAGUCUAAGACAGUAAAUGUAGAAUUUGCAGUGGUACACUUCUACCAGAGUGCAGUGGACAAGGCCUUAGAGAGUCCAAAUGGACACCUGGACCUGUUCCUCCGCUUCCUCCUGGGCCUUUCACUAGAGACAAAUCAGACUCACAUAGGUGGCCUUCAGGCACAGACGGGAGGCAGUGCACGGAUCAAGAAGGAAACAAUCAAAUACAUCAAGUGGAAGAUUGAAGAGAAUCCCUCACCAGAGAGGAGCAUCAAUCUGUUCCACUGUCUGAAUGAGCUGAAUGACCACUCCCUGGAGGAGGAGAUCCAGGCAUUCCUCAGUUCUGGAAAAAUCUUGAGUGGGAAUCUCUCUCCCGCUCAGUGGUCAGCUCUGGUCUUCAUCUUACUGACAUCAGAUAAGGAGCUAGAUGUGUUUGACCUUAGCAAGUAUUCAGCCUCUGAAGGAGCUCUUCUGAGGAUGCUACCAGUGGUCAAAGCUUCCAAGAAAGCUCUGCUGAGUGGCUGUAACCUCUCAGAGACCAGCUGUGAAGCUCUGGCCUCAGCCCUCAACUCAGAGUCCUGUAAUCUGAGAGAGCUGGACCUGAGCAACAAUGACCUGCAGGAUUCAGGAGUGGAGCUUCUCUCUGAUGGACUGAAGAGUCCUGAUUGUGCACUGGAAACUCUCAAGCUGAGUCUGUGUAACCUCUCAGAGAGCAGCUGUGAAGCUCUGUCCUCAGUUCUGAGCUCAGAGUCCUCUAGUCUGAAAAACCUGGACCUGAGCAACAAUGACUUACGGGAUUCAGGAGUGGAGCAUCUCUCUGCCGGACUGCGGAGUUCACAGUGUACACUGGAAACUCUUAGGCUAACUGGUUGUCUGAUCACAGAGAAAGGCUGUGCUUCUCUAGCCUCAGCCCUGAGCUAUAACCCUUCCCAUCUGAGAGAGCUUGACCUGAGCUACAAUCAUCCAGGAGCAACAGGAGAGAGGCUGCUGUCCGUUGGACUUGAGGAUCCAAGCUGGAGCCUGAACACUCUCAGGGUUGAGUCUUGUGGAGAACAAAGGUUGACACAAGGUCUGAAGAAAUAUUUCCGUGAACUCACUCUGGAUCCAGACACAGCAAACAGAAACCUCAUACUGUCAGACAACAACAGAAAGGUGACAUGGGUGUUAAAUGACCAGCCAUACCCUGUUAUCCCAGAGAGAUUUGACUACUGCUGUCAGUUGUUGGGUACAGAGGGUCUGACUGGCCGCUGUUACUGGGAGGUGGAGUGGGAAGGAGAGGUUCUUAUAGCACUGAGUUACAGUGGAAUCAAAAGGAAAGGAGGCCUAGCUGACAGCAGGUUUGGAGGGAAUGAUCAGUCCUGGAGUCUGUGCUGCUCUGCUGGUGGUUACUCUGUCUGGCACAAUAACAGAGAAAUCAACCUCCCCCUCUCUCCCUCCUCUGAUUCUGUUAACAGAGUAUCAGUGUAUGUGGAUCACAAUGCUGGCACUCUGUCCUUCUACAGAGUCUCCUCUGACACGCUGAUCCACCUCUACACUUUCCAAAACCAGUUCACUGAACCUCUGUUCCCCGGGUUUGGGUUCUUGUUUGGUUUUAGAGUCUAUCCUGGGUUCUCAGUGUCUUUGUGUCCAAUGUAGAAUCUUUUCCAGUACAGGGAAACCCUCACACUCCAGUAAAUAGAUCAGUCUAUACAGAUUUCCUGCACACACACUGGAUGCACACACAAAUGAAUGCAGGAUUGAGCUUAUAUUUUGGACUGGUCAGUAGUUUUAGGCCAGUCUUCAUUUUGGUCUUAGAUUAGUCCAAUGCAAGUUAAACAGUUUCACAAAAAUAAGACUCAUUUUGAAGCCUAAAGGUUAACCAGCCUACCUGAACGCCUAACUCAGAACUAAGAGAUAACUAAUAAACAAUCAGUGACACCUGCUGACAGGUUGCAUCAAAUGACAAAAAGUAGAAAAACAUUGCUCACAGUUUGGUUUUUGCUAACUAUAUUGUCAAGUGAGUAUAGAGGAGGAAAGAGUUUUUAGAGAAUGCAAUAAUUGUAAAUAUACAGCCAUGAGGAUAUUUCAG
Messenger RNA from Lates calcarifer (barramundi perch), 4063 nucleotides. Its product is annotated as protein NLRC3-like. The record is from RefSeq and is a predicted model, not a curated record. NCBI's taxonomy places the organism in Eukaryota, Metazoa, Chordata, Actinopteri, Centropomidae. Gene Ontology annotation, molecular function: protein binding.